AUGGGUGGGUCACUUCCAUCUGCAUCUGGUCAGAAAGGGUCAAAUUCAUCUGGUUUGCCACACCAGAUGGGCGGGUCACUUCUGUCUGCGUCUGGUCAGGAAGGGGCCAAUUCACCUGGUUUGCCACACAAGAUGGGCGGGUCACUUCCGUCUGCAUCUGCUCAGGAAGGGAAUAAUUCACCUGUUUUGCCACAUCAGAUGGGUGAGUCACUUCCAUCUGCAUCUGGUCAUGAAGGGACAAAUUCACCUGGUUUGCCACAUCAGAUUGGUGGGUCACUUCCAUCUGCAUCUGGUCAGGAAGGGGCCAAUUCACCUGGUUUGCCACACCAGAUUGGCGGGUCACUUCCAUCUGCAUCUGGUCAGGAAGGGGCCAACUCCUCUGGUUUGCCACAUCAGAUUGGCGGGUCACUUCUGUCUGCGUCUGGUUUGGAAGGGGCCAAUGCACCAGGCUAA
Mercenaria mercenaria is the source of this 453-nucleotide messenger RNA. Its product is annotated as putative cuticle collagen 145. The record is from RefSeq and is a predicted model, not a curated record. NCBI's taxonomy places the organism in Eukaryota, Metazoa, Mollusca, Bivalvia, Venerida, Veneridae. The transcript has a single exon. The coding region runs from base 1 to 453 and encodes 150 amino acids.